AUGGACACGUUUCGACUUUUAGCUGAUGAAGCAUAUAAACGUAAUGGUAUCACUAGUUUUUGGUUUGGAAAUAAUUUGUAUGUUAAUGUAGCAGAUCCUUUUGCUGCAGAUAAAGUAAUGAAGACAAGCCUCGAAAAAGAUGAGGUGAUGGAUCUUGCACGACCGCUGAUUGGGAACGGGAGCAUAUUUGCACCAGUAACGAUAUGGCGACCACGUCGCAAAGUCCUCGCUCCGACGUUUGGACAGAAAACUCUGAACAACUUCGUGAAGAUAUUUUACAAACAGAGUGCAAUACUAGCAGACCAGUUGCAAUCAGUGGCUGGAAAGGAGAAGUUCUCGAUCUUCAAUUAUGUCACUACAUAUUCUAUGGACUCGAUAUGUGAAACCACCAUGGGAGUUAAUGUAAAUGCUCAAAGAAAUAUAAAUCAUCCAGUUCUAAAGGCGUUCAAUGGUUUUUGCCAAAUGUCAGCCGCUCGAUUCAUUAGACCCUGGCUCCACCCGCCAUCGGUUUACAAAUUUAUGCCCAAAUAUUCUACGUACAUAGAACACUCUCAGCUUUUAAAUAAUUUUUAUGCAAUGAUGUCGAUGAAGACCGUUAUUGCAACCAUAAUAAGAAAUUACCGGAUACUGCCAGCAGAAGAUCAGGAGCUGAACUCCUGCGCCAGUAAAGCAAACGUUGAGGUUAAGUAUGAAAUUAUGAUGAAACAUGUCGACAAUUUUCAAAUCCGACUGGAGAAAAGAAGUAUAAAUGAGUGCAUUUGA
This is a messenger RNA of Galleria mellonella (greater wax moth), 762 nucleotides long. RefSeq names its product cytochrome P450 4C1-like. The coding region runs from base 1 to 762 and encodes 253 amino acids. The transcript has 5 exons. Lineage: Eukaryota; Metazoa; Arthropoda; Insecta; Lepidoptera; Pyralidae. The record is from RefSeq and is a predicted model, not a curated record. Gene Ontology annotation, molecular function: iron ion binding; oxidoreductase activity, acting on paired donors, with incorporation or reduction of molecular oxygen; heme binding.